CAAACAUGGCGCCGUCCAUGGUUGUGUUGGUUGCUGUGAACCUUUUGCUUGAGCAAAGUUUAUUGACGAGUGGCUUUACGCAUUGGGUUGUCACUGAGGAUGGUAGAGUACAAUCUCAGGCGGACAGUGUAUUCAACCUGCGACGACCCUAUGAUCUUGUGGAGUUUAUGAAACAGGAAGAAAGAGCCACCACAAUAAAUAUUUUGAAAAAAGAACUCCAAAUACGGAAGCAUGAGAUUGAUAAAAAUGAAGAUAGAGAUACAGGUCUUGAGCAGAGGUUCUACAAGACAGAUCCCAACUGUGUGGAGGCAGGGAAGCCCCUUCCUGAGUUUGACCUGUACAUCUCUACAGUGCUGCCUCUUGAAAACAAGGGGAUCCGGCCAGAUGAGCAUAUUGAGGUCAAUGCCAACCUGCCAGAGAAUCCUUUGGCAUCUGGAGAGAAUCCUAACUACAGUAUACAUGGUCUGCAUCUUGAUGUGACUGAUCUCAACUACAGCAUACAUGCUUUUGAGCAUCUGGAGGGUUUAAAAGAUAGACAGAACUUAUCUGGCACCCCAGAACUUGGGCUGAAGAAUGCCAUUACACAUCGGGAGAAUGUGGAUGACUAUGGCCAUCUUGUGUAUGAGGCUUUACAGAAGAAUAAAACAUCAUGGGUUUUAUACAACAUGGCUGCCUUCUACUGGCGCAUCAAGGGAGAUCCAUAUCAUUCCAUUGAAUGUGUCCGCAGAGCUCUCCAUUACUCCCCCAGAUCACAGAAAGAUGUAGCUCUCAUAAGCCUGGCCAACGUGUUGCACCGGGCCCGGUAUUCCAACGAAGCAGCCAUCAUUGUACAUGCAGCCCUGGACGUAUCUAAGGAACUCAAUGUCAAUCAUUUUACUCUGGGAAAUAUCUAUGCGGUACUAGGCGAGUAUAACAAGUCUGUCAUAUGUUUUGAGAACACUCUGAAGAUUCAGCCGGACUUCGAGGCUGCAGCCAAGAGGAAGCAUGCAGUAUUGUGUCACUCCAAGCUGGAGGCAGCUCUGGAGGCCCAACACCGGUCUCUACAGAAGACGUUAAAGGAACUUAAGGAAUACCAGCGGAAACAUGACCACUGGCAGACACAGCAGGACAAGCUGGACUUCGAACAAGUCUCGCCUGAGGUCAAGGCCGCGCAACAGAUAGCAUAUGAGACGCAGAAGAUAAAAGUGAUGCCAUCGGAAAUAGGGGAGUAUUGCCGUAUGGAAAGUCGCGAUGGAAAGCAAGUGCUCGUCUGUUCCUGGAGUAAACGAGGACCAAUGGAUUUUGACUCACACAGUUCGAAGAUAAAAGAGGGCGAUAAAGGAUCAGAUUACAUUCAGAAGACAAGCAAGAAGCAGGUGGACUACUCAAAACCUGUCAGACCACCAAUGCAUUCAAAAAAUAAAUUGCCUCCCACUAAGACAAACACGGCGCACAUGAUAGAGGAGUGGCCUCAGAAAGAGGAGUGUGACACGUACGUCCAGAAGGUGCCGGACCCCCGUAACCUCACCACAACAUACCUGUCUCCAGAAAACAAGGGCUUUGAAGUGAAAGCAUUGCUCACUGAAGCUCAAAACUUAAAACCAGGGGGAGAGCACCCAUUGCCAUGGUACCCACCAGUGUGUGUUCCUCUACUGGAGAUCCCAGAGGUCGAUCGUCGCACCUAUGAUCAUCUCAAAACCAUGGCAUACUCGGAGAAGAGCAAGAUCCCACUGAAAUAUAAUGACCCAUCCAUGAGACCGAUUCUGUUGGCCCAUGUGAACAAUGCAGUGGUGACUGAGGAGGAAGUGGGACAGAGGAUUCUCACAGCACUGAAAGAGAACAUUGGUCCUGGGUGGGUGUUGUACAACCUGGCUGGCAUGUACUGGCGCAUCAUCGGCAACAACUACCAUGGCAUCGAGUGCAUCCGCAGAUCCCUGCAUCUCGUACCUGAUGAGUACCGGGAUGUACCGCUGGUAAACUUGGCUAAUAUCUUCUACCGCUACGGUCGAUACGACGAUGCAGUUACAGUGUUGCGGGAUGCUCUGAGUGUCAAUGAUUGGGAGCCAUCAACCCAUUUCUUCUUUGGUAAUGUGUUAUGGGCAACCAACAAUUACACCGGCGCUGUGUGGCACUACCGUCGAGCACUGGAGGGGGACCCCGACAACGUGGAGGCCUUCAACACGCUGAGAGCAAUACGCUGCCACCAGAAGUACCACCAGGCUACCCAGAGUGCAGCACCACAGGAACUCCCUGCACAGCCAGUGGGCAGCAACUGUCAGCCGAAGGUGUUUACGACUAACCAACAAGCAGAGAGCAGAGUUAUCUGUAAACUGGAGAAUGGUGAAGAGAAGUGUAUAAUUGAGACAAGAACUCGGCACAAGUCCAGUGACUGCAACGGCCACUGCACGCAGACCUGCACCAUCAGUCCAGUGAAGAUGGACACCUGUUCCGGGGGCAGUGAGGUCACAGUGGAUCAGACAGGUGGAAGUCAGUGUGCUCAAAAGGGAGGUAACUCUCAGUGUUCAGGAGAGAAUGAGGAUAUCCUAUUCAGCGGUGAUUUUACAAGUCGACUGGACGAAGUCAGCGAAUACUACGAGAAAAAAGGUCUUUGUCAAGGAGAGGAGUGUAACCAGCUCCGGGUGCAGUGUCUCAUUCCAAUGAAGACGCACUCAGGUUUGCUGGCUCAUGUGAUCACGCCACCCAAAUUGUUUGUGCGGCCCGUGUCUCUGCACACAACCCAGUGUAUGCAAGGAGGACAGAAGCCACACAUUAAGCUGGAGUUUGUGGACGGUGUCCUCCACCAGAAGCUGAUCUUUGUACAGGCAGCAUCAGAUUUACAUGUGGAAGCCAAUGAAUGUGUCAUAUUUAACGACGGGUCGAAAUCUAGUGGAUGUAAUCAGCCUGAAUACCGAGCCUAUAUACUGGAGGUGGACACAGUGAAGUUGGAGCAGGACGUGGAGGCUUUGGAGAGGCUCAUCGACAAACACCUUAAGUCCUGCCAGCAGCUCGAGGAUGCUCUCCUGGGCUCCAGCUCUGAGGAUGACGGUGUUAAGGAUUUGCCAGCCCCCCCAGGUCAUCCACUUGGAUCUCAGAUGACGGACGACUGUCUUCCUCUACCUGAUGUUGAACUGCCAGAUACCUCCAUCCAUGUCAAGAGUGGAUAUGACGUUGACUUUGAUCCUGUGAUGUGUUCGUCUGUGAAGGAGGUGGACUUCCGGAUGUUUACGUCAACAUGGUUGUCCGUCACAGCCAAGGGAAUCGAUUUGUCUGACCACCUCGACUUCAACAAAGUGAUCAAGCACACCGUAGAGGAGCCAGAGUGUGGGGUGAAGAUGGCAUCAAGUGUCGUUGGCUUUGACCACCUGCCUGGAGUGAAGUGUCGAGCUGGUUUGGAAUACUCGGGAGAGCUUGGUCUCAAGGAUGUGUUACAGAGCCUAGGCGGGGAUGAUGAGCCAGUUCAGGUGAUUGGGGCUCGUAUAGCACGUGCUUUAAAGGAGAAUGCAACGUCGUGGGUGUUGGCGAAUUUGGCGGCUCUCUACUGGAGAGUGGAAGGAGAGGCAUCAAAAGCCAUCAAUUGUCUGAGACUUGCACUUACAUAUGCCCCCAGAGAAUACAGGGACACAGCAUUGAUCAGCAUGGCCAACGUCAUGCACCAGACAGACAACCUGAACGAUGCUAUCGUCAUCACCAACAUGGCGUUAGAUACAUCUGAUAAUUUAGCUGUGUCACAUUUUACUCUUGCCAACCUGUACGCAGCAAAGGAACAAUGGGACAAUGCUGUGCUAUUUUACAAAUCAACUCUUGCAUUACAGUCUCACUUCCAGCCUGCCCGAGAUCGACUAAAUUAUAUUCUAUGUAAAGCCUAUGCAUAAACACAGUCCCAGUCUGUCAUUGUCUGCAGUGAGCUUAGAGAAGUGUUUUUAUAUUUACUAAUCAGAAGAAUGGAUGGAAAUUGUUUGCCAAGUUAACUAUACAGUUCUACGUUGAUCUUAUUUUAAAGCCUUGAUUCUGUGAUUGUUGUGUUUUAAUCCAUCUAGAAGUGAUUUGUUUGACAUUAUAUUUUUAGAGAUUUUUAAACUGAUCUUAAAACAAUUGUCCAGAAUAUGUAUUUUUUAAUUGCUAUUGUAAUUGAAAUAAGGACCAGUUCAGCAUGAUUAUUAAUGAAAGUUGAUUUACGUGUCCUUGCAGUGCCCAAUGUUGUACUAUUUUCAUCAGACUGUUAACUUGUUGGAGGAGUGCUUGAUUAUUUUUGUAGUUUGUAGGCAUAUAGUUUCUGAAAGGUCUUAUCAAAUUAUGAGAAGCCAAUGGAUGUAGAAUUAUAUCUUGAUUUCCAUUGGAGAUUAAUACACUAGCCUGUGCUAAAACUGAUGAGUCCACUGGCCUGAAUCUGUCUCUGGACUUCAACUUCCAGCAGACAUUAGUGUUGAAGUACUUCCAUUAGCAAAGCUUUAAAAAGUGAAAGAAUUUUUACUAGUUUACUAGAUUGGAUGAUGGUUCGAGUCCCAGACUGACACUGCAGUUGACAAGUGGUGUAAUGAUGCUGUAGUACAGGUUUGAUCUGCGAUACGAGGCUCAAAAUACAAUACAUCGAUUUUUUACUUCUGUGUCACAAUUCAUGAUUCGUUACAUUUAGGGCUGGGACGAUACACUAUGUUACGAUACGAUACGUAAUGCGAUAUUUUACCUGCAAUACGAUACGAUACUUACACCUUGAAAGAAUGGCACAGUAUUAAGGUUUAAAAAGAUUAAUUUCAAUGAAUUUGUGUAUAAUAAUAACACUAUUGUAAUAAACAAGCACGAAACUCGAUCAUACUUGCCUAUUUUUCUCGAAAUAAGAACUUUAACAUGUUUAAGAUAAAACUGUUUUGAAAAAAACUUGAGUAUCGUUUUGUAUCGAUACACCAGUCGACGAUACGAUAGCUGUAUCAAACUUAAAUGUAUCGCGGUGUAUUGGGGAAUCGUCCCAGCCCUAGUUACAUUCCUGUAAUACUGAGGUAAAACAUGUAAUGAAUACGAUGUCAAAAACUGUUCAGGAACUAGUUAAUGCAGAUUCUCUUGUAUUUCCUGGCUGGCUGUAAACAGCUGAAGCUGUCCAGUGCACCCAAGGUUAUGUUUCCCCCCUGACAGUAUCACACAUUUGCUGUGUGAAAUUUGAAACAAAAUACUUGGUCCCAUUCACAUGCAAAAUGGGAUAUGAACUUACGAAAUAAACAUACUGUAUCAUGACACAAGUUGUAUCACACCCAUGGUAUUGAGAAAGAUAUGGCAUUGCGGUCUUACGGUAUCAUUACACCUCUAGAAUUUAGCAAUAAAUGUCUAUCACACUGAUAAUUGAUAGUUAACCCUUUAAACGAGGGACCACAUCCAUGGUGUAGUGGACAGAGCGUCUGUUUCGAUCCCAAUCCCUGUCAGACAGUCGGAGGAACUAAUAUUUUGAGCUAAUCCUGAAGCCAAUACAAGCAGGAACAGGAUCUGGUGCUAUUUCAUUGGAAUUCAGUUCAGUAUUAUGAAAUUACUGUUACACAGCAUAGUGACACUUCCUUCUGGGAUAAGUAUUGCUGAUAAUAUUUUUUGCAGAAAUCCAUCUUGUAUUGUUGUGUAGUUUUUUGUAAUGUCAGUUCUGACCAAAGGAUUUAUUUAACAUUCAAGUCCAGUUUUCUACAAAUAAUUCAUUUUAUCUGAACCUCUCAUGGUAUGGAACAAAAAAUAAUUAAUUUUGUUUUGAAACAAUGAAACAGCAUAAUAUUGAAGGCAGGAUAGCUCCUGAGUUUUGUGUUUUUAUUUAACUUCUUUGUGACUGAUUAUGCUGUUAAUGACCCAUGAUAAGCAGCUGUUGCUUGGCAACCAAAGUGUUGGUGCCAGUAAAUGUUGAGUGGUAUGUCAGAUCUUGCAUUGAACUUUAACUAUUUCACUUGUUUUAAUUCAAUAGUUGUGUGUAGUUUUAUCUUCUUUAAUUUUAACCGAUUAGAUAAAUGGCUAUACAAUUUGAUUGCUUCCCACCAGCAGUUGUGUGAAUGUUAAGUGGCUACCAUUGAAGGUGAACUUUAUUUUGGACAUUUGAACAAGACUUUACCGUAUCAUGUCAGAUAGUAUUUUGAUUAAUGAUUGUAUUUUAUACCACAAACCAGAAAAUGCAAAUAAAUUUUUAGGUUUUUCAA
Messenger RNA from Haliotis rubra (blacklip abalone), 6137 nucleotides. Its product is annotated as tetratricopeptide repeat protein 17-like. Gene Ontology annotation, molecular function: protein binding. The record is from RefSeq and is a predicted model, not a curated record. Lineage: Eukaryota; Metazoa; Mollusca; Gastropoda; Lepetellida; Haliotidae. Gene Ontology annotation, cellular component: cytoplasm; actin cytoskeleton. Gene Ontology annotation, biological process: actin filament polymerization.